Messenger RNA from Eremomyces bilateralis CBS 781.70, 2316 nucleotides. RefSeq lists its product as uncharacterized. The transcript has 3 exons. Gene Ontology annotation, molecular function: hydrolase activity, hydrolyzing O-glycosyl compounds; carbohydrate binding. The record is from RefSeq and is a predicted model, not a curated record. Gene Ontology annotation, biological process: carbohydrate metabolic process. Lineage: Eukaryota; Fungi; Ascomycota; Dothideomycetes; Eremomycetales; Eremomycetaceae. Bases 1 to 2316 code for a protein of 771 amino acids.
AUGAGGUUCCGCGAUGGCAUGUGGCUUACAGCCGCCGAUAAAACAAUCCAAUACGCCGAAGACAUCUACUCUAUCAACCAAUCUGGCGAUGAACGGUCUCUGGAGUUACUCUGUCCGACAAAGCGCAUCCGAUCUCGUGGUGACACUCUCAACUGUCCCACCGUCACCAUCAAGCUCGAGGCGGUUAUCGAUGGCGUCAUCUCCGUCGAAGCAACCCAUUGGGCCGGCCAACGUCGUCUCGGUCCCGACUUCGAGCUGUUCCCGGAUGGCAAGCCGGAAUCCGCGGCGAGCAUCACCACAGGCGAGAAGGGCACGGCGUUGACCUCCGGGGGCCUCACCGCCACCGUCAGCCCGGAUCCGCAUGAGUUUGAGAUUCGGUUCAGUGGGCAUGAUGGGAGGGAGGUGACAAGCCUGUUGAACAGGAGUGUUGGGUUUGCGUAUACCCCCGCGACCGGGAACAUGAAGGUCGUCGAGGAUAUGCGGAAAACGCAGCAUUAUAUGUUCACACAGACAGAGCUCGGGGUGGGCGAGUCGGUCCAUGGACUGGGAGAGAGGUUUGGAGCGUUCAAUAAGGUUGGACAGCAUGUUGAGGUUUGGAACGAGGAUGGUGGCACGUCCUCCGACCAAGCAUACAAGAACAUCUCCUUCUGGCUCAGCUCCCGCGGCUACGGUGUCUUCAUCGACACUCCUGAACACAUCGAUCUCGAAAUCGGGAGCGAACGAAGCUGCAGAGUGCAGACGGCAGUGGAGUCCCAGCGUCUCAAAUGGUACCUCAUAUACGGGCCAACGCCCAAAGAGGUUUUGACCAAAUACACCAUCCUCACCGGGAAAUCCGGCAAAGUCCCCGCCUGGAGCUUCGGACUUUGGCUCACCACCUCCUUCACCACCAACUACGACGAAGCCACCGUCACCGACUGGCUCAGCCAGAUGCAAACCCGCAAGAUCCCCCUCGAAGUUUUCCACUACGACUGCUUCUGGCUCCGCGCCUUCCACUGGUGCGACUUCGUCUUCUCCAAGGACCACUUCCCCGACCCCAAAGGCUCCAUGACGCGCCUCAAGUCCUCCAAACUCGCCAACAAGGUCUGCGUCUGGAUCAACCCCUACCUCGGCCAAGCCUCCCCCGUCUUCGCCGAAGCCGCCGAGAAAGGCUACCUCGUCAAGCGCCUCAACGGUGACGUCUGGCAAUGGGACCUCUGGCAAGCCGGCAUGGCCCUCGUUGACUUCACCAACCCGGCCGCCCGCAAAUGGUACGUCUCCUGCCUCGAGCAACUCUUCGACACUGGCGUCGACUGCCUCAAGACCGACUUCGGCGAGCGCAUCCCCUCGGCCGACGUCCAGUGGCACGACCCCACCGUCGACCCCAAGAAAAUGCACAACUACUACUCCUUCAUGUUCAACCAACUCGCCUACGAGGCCCUCCAGAACCGCUUCGGCGCCGACCAAGCCGUCCUCUUCGCCCGCUCCGCCACCGCCGGCACCCAGCGCUUUCCCCUCUGUUGGGGCGGUGACUGCGAGUCCACCGCCCCGGCCCUCGCGGAAUCCAUCCGCGGCGGCCUGUCCAUCGGCCUGUCGGGCUUCUCCUUCUGGUCGUGCGACAUCGGUGGGUUCGAGGGCAACCCCGCGCCGUGGAUCUACAAGCGGUGGGUGGCGUUCGGACUGUUCUGCUCACACUCGCGUCUGCACGGGAGCAACUCGUACCGGGUGCCGUGGCUCAUCGACGGAGACUCACAGGAGCCGGAGAACGCCACCGACGUGGUGCGGCAUUUCGUGCGGGUGAAGCGGCGGUUGAUGCCGUAUUUGUUCGCGGAGGCGAAGGAGGCGGCGGAGAAUGGAUGGCCGAUGAGCUUAAGGGCGAUGGGCCUGGAGUUCCCGGAGGAUCAGACGGCGUGGUUCUGUGAUCGCCAGUUCAUGGUAGGGAAGAGCCUGUUGGUGGCGCCGGUGUUCACCGAGGAGGGCGAUGUGGAGUUCUAUCUGCCCGAGGGCAAGUGGACGAGCUGGUGGGAUGGCCAUGUUGAGGUUGGCCCGAAGUGGGUGAAGGAGAAGCACGGGUUCCUGACGCUGCCGGUGUACGUUCGGGAGCGGUCGGUGUUGGUGCUUGGGAGUGAGGAUGAGGCGGAGAAGGGAGAGGGCUUCGGGUAUGACUGGGUGAAGCAGGGCGCGGAGGUGAAGUUAUAUCACACGCAGGCAGGAGACAGCUUCACGGUUGUUGAUCGUGAAGGGAAGGAUGUUGUGACGCUGGAGGUUGGCGCUGGUAACACUGUCAGCGGCCUGGACAAGAUCGAAGGAACGUGGUCUUCGACCGUUGCAGUUAGAUGA